Messenger RNA from Rodentolepis nana, 1902 nucleotides. NCBI's taxonomy places the organism in Eukaryota, Metazoa, Platyhelminthes, Cestoda, Cyclophyllidea, Hymenolepididae. The record is from the annotation of a GenBank genome assembly.
AUGUCAGAUGUAGCACCGAUGUUAUGCGAUAAUCCCAGUCCUCAACACCUAAAACUUCCUCUUCGAUCUAUUCGAACACCUUCACCACCACGCCGUCAUGCUUCGCCCAUCAACAGUUCUAGCUCUCAUUCAACCUCUAAAACCGCCAGACUUGUAACGGCUAUUCAAAUGGGACAUACCAGGUGUCUUCGAAAGUAUAUUAUCGACCUUCUAGACGAAUAUUCAAACCAGAAACCAACUUCUCCCUCUCUCCGUCUUAAGAACAGUAUUCUCGAUCGCAGAGAAAUUCCACCUCGACCUGAUUAUGAGUGGAUUACAGCAAAAAAGCGAUUAUUUUACAAUGAUCAAGGAAGCAGUUAUAUAACAGAUUUUGAGCAAACCUCUAGCCCUCUUUUAUGGGCCGUGGAUUGCCGAGAAUGGUCAUGCUUACGUCUAAUGUGUACAAUACAAGCGAAGGAACAAGAUAAAUCAGUGGAUGAGUGUUCGAGUACAUUUCAAGGGGCUGUAUACAAUCCCAGUCAACCCCAACCAGUAAGAAGGCGUGUACUUAGUACCAUUAGUUCAAGAUAUCCAAAUUCUUUGCUCACUUCACAAAACUGUAUCUGCUGUGCUCCAGAAAGCAGUCCAAGUCGUCUUGGUGAUAUCGGUUCUGUCCAUCAUGAGGAUAUUCCUGCUGAACUAAAAAAGAGGCUUCGUCCAUUAGCUACUCUGAUGCUAAGCGUAUCUUUUUCCAACCUUUAUAGCACUGUUAACAAUUUUGACAUCAGCAAUAAUGUAACCCCUACUAGUCCUACCUCCAGAAGUUUUCUUGACAUACGAUCGUGGAAAUCUGCUCAGAACAGCCCGAGAAGAGAGAUGUCGCCUUCUAGUAGGUCUCCUUUUUCCACAACUACUAAAGCCGCAAACUCGAUUGUACUUGUUGGUAACUUAAAUACCAAAAAGCAAUCUUCACGACAAUGGAAAAGACCAACACCAUAUCGAGCCUAUUGGAAUCGUGGCUCCUAUACCUAUCAGUCUGUUUUGGAUUACUUCUUCGCAACUGGAUUUGAAAUAGUAGGUACACAUUGUGUGACUAGACAAUAUACGAAAGAAGAUUGUGAACACUGCAAUCAGGAUGUUGACCAUUCAGAUCAUCCUAACUAUCCUACUGGACCGCUGGACCCAAGAAACGGUUUAUUUCAUGAACAUUUUAGUCAACUUGAGCGAGUUAUUCAGUCAUCUGGUGUGUCUGCAAACCGUCUAGACUCAGUAAUGGCGUUCAAUGCCCUGGCAAUUAGCGCUGGACGUCGAUUAGCUGGAUGGUGUUGCCAUGGUGCAGAAGACGAUGCUACAAUCGGAACCAAUACUGAUGAACCACUGAUUGAAUGGCGAAUUCUCUCGACAUUAAUUGAUCAUGGGUUAAAUGAGUUUGAGUGGCUAGAAUUUCUUUCUCCUCAACAAAACUUUAUUGGUCAUGCUUUGUGUGUCCUCGCAUAUCCAAUUCAUGGAUGGAGUCGAGCUGAAGCCACGAGUUUGGCUAAUCAUCAACCAAAGAAAGCAUCUAGAACGUUUCCCGGCUUAAACAAGUCUGGAAGUCGAAGAUUUCGAAGAAGAUCAUCGUCACCUUUGGGACGGGACGGAAUUAAUAGCCAACUGCCACCAGCACCACUUGGAGCUGCACUACGACGACAAGCAUGUCUGUUAUUAAUAAAUCUCUGGUCUCUUGGUGCUUUCACAUCUCAUCAUAUCGUCAAUCGUAGAAAUGGAGGGAGUACCGUUUCAAGCAGUAGAAUUUGGGAUCGAAGGUCCAGUGCUCAAAGGAGUCACAGCUAUACUGCUACCAUGGAAGGUGGUGAUCUUCGUCGGAUUAUGCUGAAAACUUUAUCUUCUCGAUCGGAUCAAAUGCAAAUGGUAAGCAAUUAA